UUGCUGCUGCUGCUGCUGCUUUCAGGAACAUGGCUAUAACUGCGGCGAACGGAAACUUAAAGACACACCUGAGCCACAAUGGACUGAAAUACGAGAGCAUCAAGAUAAACGGUUACCACAACAAGAGAGAGAAAAAUGUCCCGGGGACCAGUGUCGCCUCCGGGCAACGCAGACAGGAGUCCUUUGAACAGGCGCCCAUCUACGUGGCUGUCAUGACAUACGUGGGCUUUGGCAUUGUUACACUGUUUGGCUACUUCCGAGACUUCCUCAGAGCUGUGGGCUUAGAGAAGUGCCACCUUGCCCAGGAAAGAGAGGAACAGAAGGAUUUUGUUCCAAUGUAUCAGGACUUUGAGAACUUUUACACGCGUAACCUUUACAUGAGGGUACGAGACAACUGGAACCGCCCCGUCUGCAGCCUCCCCGGACCCGUGUUCGACCUGAUGGAGAGGGUGUCCGAUGACUACAACUGGACAUUUAGGUUAACGGGGAAGACGUUACACGAUGUCAUCAACAUGGGCUCUUACAACUACCUCGGCUUCGCUGAGAACAACGCUGAUUUCCUGAAAACUGUUGUAGACAAAACCCAGCAGUACGGGGUCGGGGUGUGCAGCACGAGGCAGGAAGUAGGUAACCUGAGCAUCCACGAAGAGCUGGAGCAACUUGUGGCUGAGUUCCGCGUGGAGUCUUCCAUGAUUUUUGGGAUGGGUUCCACCAACUCUAUGAACAUUCCUGCACUCGUCGGCAAGGGUUGUUUGAUUCUGAGUGAUGAGCUCAAUCACACGUCUCUCAUCCUCGGGGCCAGACUGUCAGGGGCGACUAUCCGGGUGUUCAAACACAACAACAUGCACAGUCUGGAGAAGAUGCUACGAGAAGCGGUGGUCUCAGGUCAGCCUAGGACCCACAGACCCUGGAAGAAGAUCCUCAUCAUGGUGGAAGGCAUCUAUAGCAUGGAGGGCUCAGUGGUGCGACUUCCAGAGAUCGUCGCUCUGAAGAAGAAGUAUAAAGCCUACCUGUACCUGGAUGAGGCCCACAGCAUCGGAGCGGUGGGGCGGUCAGGGAGGGGCGUGACCGAGCUGUUUGACGUCAACCCGGCCGACGUGGACGUGAUGAUGGGAACCUUGACCAAGAGCUUUGGGGCCGCUGGAGGCUACAUCGCAGGGAAAAAGGAGCUGGUCGACUACCUGCGCUGUCAUUCUCACAGUUCGGUGUACGCCUCGGCCAUGUCGCCUCCCGUCACCGAGCAGAUCAUGCGUGCCAUGAAGUGCAUCAUGGGAAAAGAUGGCAGCACAGAGGGCAUCAGGCGGGUCCGCCAACUGGCCGAGAACACCCGAUACUUCAGGGCCAGACUGAAGGAGAUGGGCUUCAUCAUCUACGGCAAUGACGACUCCCCUGUGGUUCCCAUCCUGCUCUACAUGCCCGGAAAAGUUGUGGCUUUCUCUCGCGAGAUGCUGGCGAGAAAAAUUGGCGUCGUCGUGGUCGGCUUUCCUGCCACUCCGAUCACAGAGGCCCGAGCUCGCUUCUGUCUGUCUGCAGGCCACACUAAAGCCAUGCUGGACCAGGUGCUGCACCAUCUCAACGAGGUCGGGGACGCUUUCUGCCUGAAGUUCUCACGGCGGAGAUACCCGUCCUGGGCCGAACUCCAGAAUGAGAAGAAGUCUGAGCCGAGCAGCUGAUGUAACCGACCUUUGACCUCUUUGAUUCACAAUGUCAAACCCGAGAGUCUGAGCGUCCUCGCCCACGCACGACGGAGAGGAACAGCGUGUGUUUGUCACAGCGGAGGAGGAGGAGCCACAUGAUUGGCUGCUGAUUUUUAUGAAACACUGUGAUUCUCCUCUGAACAUGCAGGGACUAUACUGCUGAAUAUUUGUGAACUCAAACAUGAAAUUGUUGCACAAGAAUCGCUUCCUAGGUCUUAAAGUCGAUUAAAUUAUCUGAUAUAUUUUAUAUGACGCGUUUUUAUAUAGAAAAUAAAUCACAUGCUGUCACAUUUUAAGAGUUUAGAUCCUCUGUGCUCGCAUCAUGACUUGUGGAACAUUUCAGUCCAAAGAGCCGACUCGUUAUUCUUUUUAACUCGUAUCUAUGUUGACACACUGGAACCUUUUUUUUUUUUUGUUGACGCUUUAUUUAAUUUGAGUGAAAGUUUUAAAACCUGACGACACGUUCUGAAAAAGUUGUGCACGUCUUUUAAGAGUUGUUUGUAAGGAGUCUCCUUUGAUUUGCCUUCAUGAAGAAGUUCUUAUUUUUUAUGCAAAAUGGCCGUCGUGGUUAGAAAUGGUCCCCUCUGGUGCGGUGAGAAAGGGUGUGAGGAUUUUUAUUGUUGUUUGUUUUUUUAAUAAAACAAAGAAACUGGAA
Labrus bergylta (ballan wrasse) is the source of this 2352-nucleotide messenger RNA. RefSeq names its product serine palmitoyltransferase, long chain base subunit 3 (gene sptlc3). Gene Ontology annotation, cellular component: serine palmitoyltransferase complex. Lineage: Eukaryota; Metazoa; Chordata; Actinopteri; Labriformes; Labridae. Gene Ontology annotation, biological process: ceramide biosynthetic process; sphingosine biosynthetic process. The record is from RefSeq and is a predicted model, not a curated record. Gene Ontology annotation, molecular function: pyridoxal phosphate binding; serine C-palmitoyltransferase activity.